Molecule: messenger RNA, 453 nt
Organism: Fomitopsis serialis
Lineage: Eukaryota; Fungi; Basidiomycota; Agaricomycetes; Polyporales; Fomitopsidaceae
Exons: 10
Coding region: 1-453 (150 amino acids)
Source: RefSeq, a predicted model, not a curated record
AUGGCUCCCAACGUCAAUCCUUACAAUCGACCGUGGAUAUACGAUCGGGCAUUGGGGGCUCUGCUGCUAGGGGUAAACCUUCAGUGCAUUCACAGUGAAUUUGAUGCGGUCCAAUCCCAGGUGGCUGAGGAUGGCGGUUCUGCUAGCAUGGGGAUAUAUUGGUUCACCAUAACAAAUUACGGAAACCCGUCCGCGAUACAACAUAGUCCUUGGACCAUCUCCUUAGCUUCUACCGACUUUGAUGGUAUGCGCUUCCCGGAGAUCCUCUCAACGCUCGCUGACCACACUCCUUACGCAGUCCUCCGUCAUGGCUAUAGUGCGAUUAUUCACAUAUUCAUGAAUCGCCUAGUGUUCAAAGCCAAAGACGACCUCUCGCCAGCCUUGGCCUUCCUGACGCUGUUUGUGGUCUUGCUCUCCCUAGCUGACCUAGGUGGUGCCGUUGGUAAGAGCUGA